AUGCUUGUCGUCCUGCUCUUCCUGCUGUUGGGUUUCGUUCAGGCCUUCUGGGCGAUGGACAGGGAGCGCGCCGAUGAGGUGAUCCUGUGGGAGGUCGUUAUCUUCCUUUUCGCGGGCGAGAGCAUGAUCGACAAGAACGAGGACUCUGGCAACGACGUCGAGCGUGGCAUCACGGUGUUCCUCUCGAUGCUGGGCCUGCUGGUCUUCUUCGGCUGUACCCUGAACAUCUUCAUAGCCGUGCUGGGGGACCUGUACGACCAGGAGCACGAGCGCGCGGUGUGCACCUUCCUGAAGGAGAGGGCCAAGAUCUGCUUCACCCUUCGCAUGCGGCCGGAGUGGCGGUGCCGGGGUCUGUCGGAGCGGAUGCCCAGGCUCGUGGUGCCCUUCCUGCUCGUGGCGACGUACGGCCUCCUGCGGGGGCCCGCGGCCCUGUCGUCGGCCCUGUCGUUUGCGGCCUGGCUGCCGUCCACGUGGUCCGCGGUUUGCUUCCUCUUCGCGCAGGUGUGGCUGGAAGGCGAGAUUCUAUCUCAGUGGGACCAGAAGUACCUCUGGUUCUGCGUCGACAGGAAGGUGGACGAGAGCAUGUUCAUGCUGGACGAGGCCCGUUCCGUCAGGAGCCACGGGCGCAUCGGCAGGAUGAAGAGGCACAUGGUCGAGCAGUGCAAGGCCAUCUCCACGGAGUGCCAGUCAGCUGUGGGCGAGCUCCGCGGAGAUGUCCACGUGCUGGCCACUAGCGUGGAGCAGACGCUGGCCGAGCUCCGCGAGCUCCGCCAGGAGCUGCAGCAGCAGCCGCCCCCGCGCGGGCGGCGGAGUGUGGACUCCGCCGCCUGCGCGGAGGCGGCCGCGAACGGCGUCGCGCCCGAGCGGGCGAUGUCGGAGCCAGUGAGCAGCUCUCCGCGCGCAGGCAGAAAGCUCGAGGCUGGCAAGACGGGCUUCUCCACGCGGCGCGUCCGUAAGAAAAAGCCCGGCCGCCAAGCCCUGGACCUGGAAUGA
Messenger RNA from Prorocentrum cordatum, 993 nucleotides. The record is from the annotation of a GenBank genome assembly. Lineage: Eukaryota; Dinophyceae; Prorocentrales; Prorocentraceae.